CACAAAUGGGAUUCUGUCGAUCGGAUUACAGCAGGGCGUUGACUGAAUGUGCCCAAGCAGAGCAAAGGCAAACACGAUCCAUACAGGCCUUGAGAAUGGUUCGUGAUGCCGGCGUUCUCUCCACUCGAUGUCCUCUGGACGAGGCCUAUAUGUUCUGUUACGCCUCCCAUCAGGACCAUGAAUUCAAAACAGCAACAUCCCAUUCCCUCCCAUGACCAUGGCACAGACGUCCAAAAUCAGAAUAUCUAUCGACCGAGGCGGCACCUUUACUGAUGUGCAUGCCUCAGUUCCUGGGAAACCAGAUAUCAUUUUGAAACUAUUGUCAGUUGAUCCUUCGAAUUAUCAGGAUGCACCCACGGAAGGGAUUCGACGAAUUUUGGAGCUGGCAACGGGAGAAUCAUUCCCAAGAGGCAAGCCGCUUAAUAUGGCCCAUAUCGACAGACUUAGAAUGGGUACGACAGUAGCAACCAAUGCCUUGUUGGAGAGAAAAGGCUCAAAAUCCGCUUUGGUAACAACAAAAGGCUUCAAAGAUUUGCUACAGAUUGGCAAUCAAUCAAGACCGAAGAUUUUCGAUCUGUCAGCCCGCAAGCCAGAAGUUCUCUAUGAGAAGGUCAUCGAGCUCAACGAACGAAUCGUUCCGUGCCCUCAGCAGAGCGAAAGCCACAGGUAUCCGGAAUGUCGGUUAGUGGAGGGUACGACAGGUGAAAAGUUCCGCAUACUCAAAGAGCUCGACAUGGGAGAGGUCUCAAACAAGCUACAAAUGCUCUGGCAAGAAGGAUAUAGGUCGAUUGCUGUUGCAUUGCUACACUCCUACGCAUACCCUGACCACGAACUAAGAGUAGGCCAACUUGCGCUCGCGAUGGGCUUCUCAGUCGCUUUGUCAUCGGCAUUACAGCCUAUGAUCAAAGUCGUCCCUCGAGGCAUGUCGGCUUCCGCCGACGCCUAUUUGACACCGGUUAUCAAAAGCUACAUCGACUCGAUCGAGUCAAACUUCGAAGGUGGUCUUGAUAGCUCUCAUGGUUGCCGCUUUGAAUUUAUGCAAUCUGAUGGAGGACUGGUUGAUUUCCGAAGUUUCAGUGGUCUCAAAGCCAUACUUUCAGGUCCAGCGGCAGGAGUUGUGGGCUUUGCUGCCACAAGUUGGGACGAACAUGAGCAUGUGCCUGUCAUUGGUUUUGACAUGGGAGGUACCUCAACAGAUGUGUGUCGAUUCGACGGCAACUUUGAGCACGUAUUCGGCGCAACCAUUGCUGGUGUUUCUAUACAAUCACCACAACUCGAUAUAAACACCGUCGCCGCAGGCGGAGGAUCCAUACUCUCGUGGAGAAAUGGCCUCUUCUUGGUCGGCCCAGAAUCAGCCUCUGCUCAUCCAGGUCCUGCUUGUUACCGCAAAGGAGGGCCUCUUACAGUCACUGACGCAAAUCUGUUCCUAGGUAGACUAUUGCCAGAGUAUUUCCCCAAGAUAUUUGGACCCAAUGAGGAUCUCCCUCUGGACCAGGACAUCACUGCGCAAAAGUUCCGAGAGCUUACGGAGUCGAUCAAUAAGGAGCAAAUUGAGAAGGGUCGAGCUCGGUUCACUCCCGAAGAAGUUGCCCUAGGGUUUUUGAAGGUCGCAGACGAGUCCAUGGCCCGACCAGUCCGCAACUUGACUGAAGCCCGUGGAUUUGAGACAUCAUCCCAUCACCUCGCCUCGUUCGGAGGGGCUGGUGGACAACAUGCGUGCUCUGUCGCCGCGACCCUUGGUAUCUCACGCAUCAUCAUACACAAAUACUCAUCUGUUCUCUCGGCUUAUGGCUUGGCGUUGGCAGAUGUGGUCAAGGAAGCUCAAGAGCCAGUAUCCGCCCAGUAUCUCACAUCUCAAUCGCAACUCCGCAAGAAGUUCGAAGGCAUUAUCACGCGAUCAUCUUCGGACUUAAUGUCCCAGGGCUUCCAGCUGGAUCGAAUUCGACAUCAACUCUACCUCAACAUGCGGUACGAAGGGUCUGACACGAAUCUGAUGAUCCUCAAACCGGAAAACAGUUGGGACUUUGCGACAGAGUUCCGUGAAAGACAUCGCAGAGAGUUCGGGUUUGCUUUUGAGAAACCUCUGCUUGUCGAUGACGUCCGAGUUCGAUCGAUCGCGUCGUCCAACAAUCACGCAGAGCAGAGCCCUGCCACUCAGCUAAAAGCUCAGGCCGUCAAAGACAUGCAACAACCACCCCAAGAGACGACAAAGGUAUACUUUGACACCAUCGGACAUGUUGACACUCCAGUCCACUUACUGAAGAGCAUCGACAAAUAUACCCGCAUUCAAGGGCCGGCCAUCAUCAUCGACGAAACGCAAACAAUCGUAGUCGCACCCGACGCCGUGGCAAACGUUCUCGAGACAUGCAUAGUCCUCGACUUGAAGGACGAAAAGACAUCACGGCGAACUGCCUCCGACACUUCAUCAUCACCCGAACAAAUCGCCAUCGAUCCAGUACGACUGUCAAUUUUUGGCCACCGAUUCAUGUCCAUUGCCGAACAAAUGGGCCGCACGCUCCAGAAGACGUCGGUGUCGACCAACAUCAAAGAACGUCUGGAUUUCUCGUGUGCGCUCUUCUCGCCCGACGGCGGCCUCGUCGCCAACGCGCCGCACGUGCCCGUCCACCUGGGGUCCAUGCAGUUCGCCGUGCGGUACCAGCACAACAGGUGGCUCGGCCGGCUGAAGGACGGCGACGUCCUCGUCUCCAACCACCCCAGCUGCGGCGGCACCCACCUCCCGGACAUCACGGUGAUCACGCCCGUCUUCGACCGGCCGGGAGGGUCCGAGAUUGUGUUUUACGUCGCGUCGCGCGGCCACCACGCAGACAUCGGCGGCCUCCUCCCGGGCUCGAUGCCGCCCAAGUCGACGGAACUCUGGCAGGAAGGCGCGGCCAUCGAGUCGGACAAGAUCGUGAGGGACGGCGUCUUCGACGAGGCCAGGAUGACGGAACUCCUGCUGCGCGAACCGGCCAGGUUCGAGGGUUGCUCGGGCACGCGCUGCCUCGCCGACAACCUGUCGGACCUCAAGGCCCAGAUCGCCGCCAACACGCGCGGGAUCCAGCUCAUCCAGAACCUGAUCGGGGAGUACGGCCUGUCGUGCGUCCAGGCCUACAUGUACGCCAUCCAGAGCACGGCCGAGGUGGCGGUGCGCAACCUCCUCCGCGACCUGCACCGUAGGUUCGGCGGUCGCCCGCUCGAGGCGGUCGACUACAUGGACGACGGCACGCCGAUCAGGCUCAGCAUUGUGAUUGACGAGACCUCCGGGUCGGCCACGUUCGACUUUGCGGGUACGGGGCCUGAGGUUUACGGCAACACAAACGCCCCCGUCGCCAUCACGCACUCGGCAAUCAUCUAUUGUCUACGGUGCAUGAUCGACUCAGACAUCCCACUCAAUCAAGGCUGUCUGGCGCCCAUCAGCAUCAAAAUCCCGCCGAGGUCGCUACUGUCGCCGUCGCGCACCGCGGCCGUAGUGGGUGGCAACGUGCUCACGUCGCAGCGCAUCACCGACGUCGUGCUCCGGGCGUUCCGAGCGUGCGCCGCGUCCCAGGGAGACACGAACAACCUGACCUUUGGCACGGGUGGCAAGUCCGAGGAGGACGGUUCGCACGUCGACGGGUUCGGGUACUACGAGACCAUUGCGGGAGGCAGCGGGGCGGGACCGACCUGGACCGGCCAGAGCGGAGUGCACACGCACAUGACAAACACGUGCAUCACGGACCCGGAGAUCCUGGAGAAGAGGUACCCUUGCGUGUUGCGCCAAUUUACACUGCGUGAGGGGUCGGGCGGCGUGGGUGCACGACCCGGUGGGGACGGCGUGGUGAGGGAGAUUGAGUUUCUCGACCCCGUGCAGUGCUCGAUCUUGAGCGAGAGGAGGGUACACCGACCGUACGGGAUGGAAGGGGGAGGCAAGGGUCAGGAAGGAUUGAACCUGUGGGUCACAAAGGAUGAAGAGACGGGUGAAGAGCGGAGAGUCAAUCUCGGUGGGAAGAAUACAGUCAAGGUGAAGAGAGGUGACAGGAUCUUGGUCAUGACGCCUGGUGGUGGUGCUUGGGGAGCGGAGGAAGAAAUAGAAUAGAUACGAUGACGUUGAGAGAGCCCAUGAUGAGAUUGUGUAGUCUGUGAAAUGUUCACGUUCGUUCUCUCUUCAUCUAUCA
This is a messenger RNA of Exophiala oligosperma, 4154 nucleotides long. RefSeq lists its product as uncharacterized. The transcript has a single exon. The coding region runs from base 212 to 4075 and encodes 1287 amino acids. Gene Ontology annotation, molecular function: 5-oxoprolinase (ATP-hydrolyzing) activity. Gene Ontology annotation, biological process: glutathione metabolic process. Lineage: Eukaryota; Fungi; Ascomycota; Eurotiomycetes; Chaetothyriales; Herpotrichiellaceae. The record is from RefSeq and is a predicted model, not a curated record. Gene Ontology annotation, cellular component: cytosol.